ACAGGUUCGAUUUAGUUCCAUCUGUUAAUUUCACCAGGUAGCCGCGCACUAAAUAGAGUCGAUUUCGUUUCAGGGUCGAUUUUCACUACAUUAAUUACCAUUUUUAUCUAAAAUAUUUAAAAAACAUUAAACUUUCGUUUAUAAAGCGCGAUUCUACCAAGUUCUGUACAGUAUUUCUGUCGGGAGUAGAAAUGGAAAAGAUUGUCUUAAUUUUCAUAACAUUCUCGUUAGUUACGGCUUACGUAACUAGAGAUUUGUCUGAAAUUCCUACAGAACUUCAUCAGUUUGCAUUCUCUGAUGACGUAAAGAUUGUGGGAGGGAACGAAGCUGCACCAUAUUCUUUACCAUAUCAAGUUGCCGUGAACCUUAUUUUCGAUUAUUUCCAAAGUAUCUGUGGAGGAUCUCUUAUUACCCAAAGAUACGUGUUAACAGCUGCGCAUUGUUUGUACGAAGGAGUCAUAUCGUUGGAAGUAUUACUGGGGACGCAUAACAUUCGACAAAAUGAAACUACCCAACAACGCAUUCCAACCUCCAAUUUUACAAUACAUGAAGAGUAUAACAAUGAUACAAUAGAGAACGAUUUAGCCAUGGUUUAUCUUCCAACACCAGCUAUUCUCAAUCAGUACGUUCAACUGAUUGCGCUUCCCAGUAGAGCUGACGUUUCGAACAGUUUUGUGGGAUCGGAGGCUAUAGCAAGUGGUUGGGGAUACGAUUCUGAUAAUGCUACCGCUAUCAGUGACGUGUUGCGAUAUGUAAAUGUUUCUAUUAUAGCAAACGACGUUUGUAAUAUUACGUUCGCUGAGUACAUCACAGACUCAAAUAUUUGUUCUGGAGGAGCGGGUAAGAAAGGAAUUUGCUAUGGAGAUUCAGGAGGACCUCUCGUCGUCAAUGGAAAAUUGGUAAAUAUAUAA
Agrilus planipennis (emerald ash borer) is the source of this 911-nucleotide messenger RNA. RefSeq names its product brachyurin-like. Lineage: Eukaryota; Metazoa; Arthropoda; Insecta; Coleoptera; Buprestidae. Gene Ontology annotation, biological process: proteolysis. The record is from RefSeq and is a predicted model, not a curated record. The transcript is spliced from 5 exons. The coding region runs from base 192 to 911 and encodes 239 amino acids. Gene Ontology annotation, molecular function: serine-type endopeptidase activity.